GGAAGACAGAAGGCAACGCACAAAGCGAGAGAGCGAGAGAGAGAGAGAGAGAGAGAGAGAGGGGAAAGGGAAAGAGAGUGAAAGGCGGAGUCGGAAAGUUGCAAUUUAAACAGACAAUUGGAUUGACUGUUCUCAGACUUGCAUUGCAACCAUGGGGCUGGGAAGAGGGAAGGAUGAGUACAAACUGGCGGCAACCUCAGAUGGCGAAAAGAAGAAAGGCAAGAAAGGGAAGAAAGGGAAGAAAGGCAAAGUGGCCAAGAAGGAUAUGGAGGAGUUGAAAAAAGAAGUUGAUCUGGAUGAUCACAAGUUAACUUUUGACGAACUGAACAGGAAGUACGGAAGCGACCUAACCAGGGGUUUGUCAGCAAUGAGGGCCAAAGAGAUUCUGGCCCGAGAUGGUCCAAAUGCCCUCACACCUCCACCCACACCUGAAUGGGUCAAGUUCUGCAAACAGGUACAAGGUCAAUUCUCCAUGCUGCUGUGGAUUGGGGCUAUCCUCUUCUUCCUGGCUUACAGCAUCCAGGCUGCAUCAGAAGGACCAGCCAAUGAUAACUUGUACCUGGGUGCUGUGCUGUCUGCUGUCGUCAUCAUCACUGGUUGUUUCUCUUACUAUCAAGAAGCCAAGAGUUCAAAGAUCAUGGAUUCCUUCAAGAACUUGGUCCCACAGCAAGCCUUGGUUAUCCGUGAUGGUGAGAAGAAAAGUAUCAAUGCUGAGGAAGUGGUGGUUGGUGAUUUGGUGGAGGUGCAAGGAGGAGACAGGAUCCCUGCUGACUUACGAAUCAUCUCUGCUCAUGGCUGCAAGGUGGACAAUUCCUCUCUGACAGGGGAAUCGGAGCCCCAGACCCGUUCUCCAGACUUCUCCAAUGAGAACCCUCUGGAAACCAGAAACAUUGCUUUCUUUUCCACCAAUUGUGUUGAAGGUACUGCUAGAGGAAUCGUUAUCAACACUGGAGACCGUACUGUCAUGGGCCGUAUUGCCACACUGGCUUCCAGUCUGGAGGGUGGUAAAACUCCCAUUGCCAAGGAGAUCGAGCACUUUAUCCACAUCAUCACAGGUGUGGCCGUCUUCCUGGGCGUGACAUUCUUCAUCCUCUCACUCAUCCUUGGAUAUGGUUGGCUGGAGGCUGUUAUCUUCCUCAUCGGGAUCAUUGUCGCAAACGUGCCAGAAGGUCUCCUCGCUACUGUCACUGUGUGUCUGACUCUGACUGCUAAGCGUAUGGCCAAGAAGAACUGCCUGGUGAAGAACUUGGAAGCUGUGGAGACUCUUGGUUCCACCUCCACAAUCUGCUCAGAUAAAACCGGCACCCUGACCCAGAACAGAAUGACUGUGGCCCACAUGUGGUUUGACAACCAGAUCCACGAGGCCGACACCACCGAGAACCAGAGCGGGACUGGUUUCGACAGGAGCUCUGCCACGUGGGCCUCCCUGUCCAGAAUUGCUGCACUCUGCAACCGUGCAGUCUUCCUGGCAGAGCAGAGUAACGUUCCCAUCCUGAAGAGAGAUGUAGCCGGUGAUGCUUCAGAGGCCGCCCUACUGAAGUGCAUUGAGUUGUGCUGCGGAUCUGUCAACGUAAUCAGAGAAAAAUACCCCAAGAUUGCUGAGAUUCCCUUUAACUCCACCAAUAAAUACCAGCUCUCCAUCCACAAAAACACAACUCCCGGGGAGACCAAGCACCUUCUGGUGAUGAAAGGUGCUCCAGAGAGGAUUUUGGACCGUUGUUCCACCAUCGUUCUUCAGGGCAAAGAGCAGCCUUUGGAUGAGGAGAUGAAAGACGCUUUCCAGAAUGCCUAUGUCGAGCUGGGAGGACUUGGAGAGAGAGUGCUGGGUUUCUGCCAUUUUAACCUACCUGAUGACCAGUUUCCAGAGGACUUUGCUUUUGACACUGAAGAGGUGAACUUCCCCACUGAGAACCUGUGCUUCAUUGGUCUCAUGGCCUUGAUCGACCCUCCUCGUGCUGCCGUGCCCGAUGCUGUGGGCAAAUGCAGGAGUGCUGGAAUCAAGGUUAUCAUGGUAACAGGUGACCAUCCGAUCACAGCCAAGGCCAUUGCUAAAGGUGUGGGCAUCAUCUCUGAAGGCAAUGAGACUGUUGAAGACAUUGCUGCUCGUCUGAAUGUUCCAGUGGGAGACGUUAAUCCCAGGGAAGCUAAAGCCUGUGUGGUCCAUGGUGGUGAACUGAAGGAUAUGACCAGCGAACAGCUUGACGAUGUGCUGUAUUACCACAGUGAAAUUGUGUUUGCUAGAACAUCCCCACAACAGAAACUCAUCAUUGUGGAAGGAUGCCAGAGACAGGGAGCCAUUGUGGCUGUGACAGGUGAUGGUGUGAAUGAUUCUCCAGCUCUGAAGAAGGCAGACAUUGGUGUUGCCAUGGGGAUUGCUGGAUCUGAUGUCUCCAAACAAGCUGCUGACAUGAUCCUGCUCGACGACAACUUUGCCUCCAUUGUUACCGGGGUGGAGGAAGGUCGUCUGAUCUUUGACAACUUGAAGAAGUCCAUUGCCUACACCCUAACCAGCAACAUCCCUGAGAUCUCACCCUUCCUGCUCUUCAUCAUUGCAAACAUUCCUCUGGCUCUGGGAACCGUCACCAUCCUCUGUAUUGAUUUGGGAACGGACAUGGUCCCUGCCAUCUCUCUGGCUUAUGAAGAAGCUGAGAGUGACAUCAUGAAAAGACAGCCCAGAAACCCCAUAACAGAUAAACUGGUCAAUGAGAGGCUCAUCAGUAUGGCAUAUGGACAGAUUGGCAUGAUGCAGGCCACGGCAGGCUUCUUCACAUACUUUGUAAUCCUGGCCGAAAACGGCUUCCUUCCUGUAGACCUGAUAGGGAAGCGGGUUUUUUGGGAAGACAGAUACGUGAAUGAUCUUGAAGACAGCUACGGACAGCAGUGGACAUAUGAGAGUAGAAAGAUCGUGGAGUUUACCUGCCACACAGCCUUCUUUACCAGUAUCGUCAUUGUCCAGUGGGCUGAUUUGAUCAUUUGUAAGACCAGGAGGAACUCCAUCAUUCAUCAAGGAAUGAAGAAUCGCAUCCUGAUCUUCGGUCUGUUUGAAGAGACAGCCCUGGCUGCCUUCCUCUCUUACUGCCCGGGGAUGGAUAUUGCUCUCAGAAUGUACCCACUCAAGCCAUCUUGGUGGUUCUGUGCCUUCCCUUAUUCCUUUAUCAUCUUCCUGUAUGAUGAAGUCCGAAGGUACAUCCUUCGACGCAGCCCAGGCGGUAAGACCGUUAGCAACGCUGCUGUUUGAUUUCAGAUGCAAUUA
This is a messenger RNA of Thalassophryne amazonica, 3253 nucleotides long. RefSeq names its product sodium/potassium-transporting ATPase subunit alpha-1-like. Gene Ontology annotation, molecular function: P-type sodium:potassium-exchanging transporter activity; ATP hydrolysis activity; ATP binding. The record is from RefSeq and is a predicted model, not a curated record. Gene Ontology annotation, biological process: intracellular sodium ion homeostasis; proton transmembrane transport; intracellular potassium ion homeostasis. Gene Ontology annotation, cellular component: membrane. NCBI's taxonomy places the organism in Eukaryota, Metazoa, Chordata, Actinopteri, Batrachoidiformes, Batrachoididae.